UACUACUUGCAUCUCAACUCCUCCCAAGUCUUCACAUCGCAUCGCCCAACUCGACUCCCUCUCUCUUUCUCUCUCUCUCUCUCUGACAGGUGGGCCACCGUCUCCUCCGACUUCUCGCCGUCGCUUGCUCGCCGCCGGUGGUGGUGGUGGUGGGGCGACGGGGGGAGGGAGGGAGAGAGAGAGGCUGGGGGCGGGGGGCUCGUGGCGCCGCUCCGCUGGGAGGGACGGCCGGCCGGCGCCACGGGUGCAUGUCGACGGCCGCCCGCGUCAGCCGCGCGCGGUAGGUAGAUGAAAUUGAGGAACACAGCAAUAACACGGGCAAAUUCAGCUUGUCUUCCCAUGGGGGACUCUGUUGGUAUCAAGUACAGCAGUGUCAAUGAGGGCGAAGAGCAUAAGGGAGGUCAUGGCAUCCGAAAGGUUUCCAUUGUCCCCCUCAUUUUCCUCAUAUUCUAUGAAGUUUCUGGGGGUCCCUUUGGGAUUGAGGAUAGUGUCAAGGCUGCCGGUCCACUCCUAGCGAUUGUCGGAUUUCUGCUGUUUGCACUCAUAUGGAGUGUUCCAGAAGCUCUGAUUACUGCUGAGAUGGGAACUAUGUUUCCUGAGAAUGGUGGUUACGUUGUCUGGGUCUCUUCAGCUCUUGGACCGUUCUGGGGUUUUCAGCAAGGCUGGGCGAAGUGGCUGAGCGGUGUUAUAGAUAAUGCUCUCUAUCCAGUCCUCUUCCUCGACUAUCUCAAGUCCAGUGUUCCAGUUCUUGGAGGUGGUCUCCCAAGGACCUUGGCAGUGCUUAUCCUUACAGUUGCACUUACUUACAUGAACUACAGAGGCUUGACAAUAGUUGGCUGGGUGGCAGUCUUUCUUGGUGUGUUCUCUCUCCUCCCAUUUUUCGUUAUGGGAUUAAUAGCUAUUCCCCGAAUCGAACCCUCAAGAUGGCUUGAAAUGGACUUGGGGAAUGUGAAUUGGGGUUUGUAUCUAAACACACUUUUUUGGAACCUCAACUAUUGGGAUUCAAUCAGUACCUUGGCUGGAGAGGUCGAGAAUCCAAAGCGAACACUGCCAAGGGCACUGUCGUAUGCUCUAGUUUUAGUGGUGGGGGGAUACCUCUACCCUUUGAUCGCCUGUACAGCUGCAGUACCUGUCGAUCGGGAGUUGUGGUCAGACGGGUAUUUCUCAGAUGUCGCGAGAAUUCUCGGUGGUUUCUGGCUGCACUCAUGGAUUCAAGCAGCUGCUGCACUGUCGAACAUGGGCAAUUUUGUUACUGAAAUGAGCAGUGAUUCUUACCAGCUUCUCGGGAUGGCCGAGCGGGGAAUGCUACCAGAAUUUUUCGCCAAGAGAUCUCGCUAUGGAACUCCACUGAUUGGCAUCCUGUUCUCUGCGUUUGGCGUGGUCCUGCUGUCCUGGAUGAGCUUCCAGGAGAUCAUCGCUGCUGAGAACUACCUCUACUGCUUCGGUAUGAUCCUGGAAUUCAUCGCCUUCAUCAAGCUGAGGGUGGUCCACCCGAACGCCUCCCGACCUUACAAGAUCCCGCUGGGCACCAUCGGCGCUGUCCUGAUGAUCAUCCCACCUACCAUCCUGAUCGUCGUGGUGAUGAUGCUCGCCUCCUUCAAGGUGAUGGUGGUCAGCAUCCUAGCAAUGCUGGUCGGGUUUGCGCUGCAGCCGGGGCUGGUGUACGUGGAGAAGAGGCGGUGGUUGAAGUUCUCCAUCAGCGCGGAGCUCCCAGAUUUGCCGGAUUCAAUCGCCGAGGAAGAUAGCACAACGCCGCUUGUGUUCUGACCUGCAUAUGCAUGGAAAUAGAGAUUAGUAGAUUCCCCAACCAUUGCCAUGCUAGGCAGAAUGAAAUUGAAUUCUCGGUUUGUUUCUCCUCGUGGGCUCCCAAAGAUCUUCAUUUAAUUAGACAAAAAGAGAGUUGUCAUCAUGCUAUUUGUAUACCAUGUUGGCAUCGGGGAGGAUUGUAAACCCAGGUCAGUUCGAGGAAUACUUUAGCUAUUGCCAAUAGUAUUAUUCGUAUCAUGAUAUCUAUGCUGCUGAUUUAUAGCAUGAUACGUGUGCUGCUGAUUUAGUUAUUGACACAUGCUAGUAUGGUACAAUAUCAUGACGGUACAGGGAAAGGAGCUUGGGAAGAGUUCACGUUAGUUAACGGAAGGUUACUAAUGCUGUCACAGCUAGAAUAACCAACCAU
This is a messenger RNA of Oryza brachyantha (malo sina), 2173 nucleotides long. RefSeq names its product probable polyamine transporter At1g31830. Gene Ontology annotation, cellular component: membrane. The coding region runs from base 289 to 1767 and encodes 492 amino acids. NCBI's taxonomy places the organism in Eukaryota, Viridiplantae, Streptophyta, Magnoliopsida, Poales, Poaceae. Gene Ontology annotation, molecular function: transmembrane transporter activity. The transcript is spliced from 2 exons. The record is from RefSeq and is a predicted model, not a curated record. Gene Ontology annotation, biological process: transmembrane transport.